This is a messenger RNA of Cylindrotheca closterium, 1119 nucleotides long. The record is from the annotation of a GenBank genome assembly. NCBI's taxonomy places the organism in Eukaryota, Bacillariophyta, Bacillariophyceae, Bacillariales, Bacillariaceae.
AUGAGUUGCAAAAAGCUCUGGGACUCCAGGAGACGAAAGCUUUGUAGAUUGGCUUUGGCUGCAAUCUUUCUCUUGGAAUUGGUCAUUCAAUACAUGUUGAAUUCCCGAUUGGAAUCACCAUCGUCAGCUGACGCCGACGGUACUAAUGAAGGCUUCCAAAGGACACAAAAUUGUCCUGCUUCCGUUCUUGACCACAAGGGCGUUUACCAGAAUCCAAUAUUGAGGGGCAGUGUUUGGGAUAAGGUUGUUCUGAUCACGGCGGCCAACAACGGCUAUUAUGAGAUGCUCAAGAAUUGGGAAUAUCUUGCUAGUGUACAAGGACUUCAAUGGGCAAUAGCUGCUUUGGACCAAGAUAUUUACGAACGGUUGGGACCCAGCCGGGCCUUUCCAACGAAUUCCUCGUUUGCCAUUUCUAAUGUGACCAGCUGGCGAGAGACUGCAUUCAACCAAAUUUCUUGCAAUAAACUACGAAUGGUGCUUGGAAUCCUACAAGACUGUGACUUGGAUGUGGUUUUUUCGGAUCCCGAUAAUGUAUUUUUGAAAAAUCCAUUUGCUCACGAUAUGGGACAACUCAUUCAAUCUGGAGACUAUGAUUACAUUUACGAAAUCAAUUCAGCCGUAUCUAAUACUCCGAGGACGUAUGUCGAAAAGGGUGAAGUCACCAUUGAAGGCCAGCGAUUUGAGAAAUUUGAGGUGGCCGAAGGUAACACUGGAUUCCAUUAUCUUUCGCGCAAGAGCUCAUGGUUGAAGAAACUCAUCAAGAUCACACUGGAACAAUGCGCCAGUCCGGACAACCAACUGGACGAUCAAGUCCUGUUUUGGAAUUUGCUGCGGCAAAAUCUACCUUAUCGACGAUGUAGUGAAUCCAAGGUCGGGGCUUCCUGGGUAUAUCACAAUGCUCCAAAGAAGAACCCUGAAAGGUUUGGUGAUAUCCUUUCCAUCUGCCACUUGGAUCCCUAUUUCUACAAGGUUGGUAGAGAGGCCCCUCUUUCCCAAAAUCAGAGAGAUAUGGUUGUCUUUCAUGCGAAUUAUGUCAUGGGAAAACCCAACAAGAUCAAGAGUCUGAAAGAGAACACAUGGGAAGGGCAGGGUUGGCACAUGUCGCGAUUCUUUGGAUGA